This is a messenger RNA of Trichoderma atroviride IMI 206040, 828 nucleotides long. RefSeq lists its product as uncharacterized. The record is from RefSeq and is a predicted model, not a curated record. Gene Ontology annotation, biological process: mycotoxin biosynthetic process. Lineage: Eukaryota; Fungi; Ascomycota; Sordariomycetes; Hypocreales; Hypocreaceae.
AUGGAGAAAGACAGAGACGAUAGCUCUACUGAGGAAUUCGACCCGUUUCUGGGCUCUUCUGCAAGUUCAAAAUAUGAGGCUCGGAGCCAUCGCAGGCGUGAUAUCCUGCUAUACUGCUUGGCUAUCUUGCUCGGUAUCUCUCUAGGCUCACACGUUUUGACUUACAUCUACAUUCAUCGAGCAUCAUAUCUUGAUGCAGCUUGUGUACGGCACACACAGCAGAACCCUACACCGAUUAAUAUUCCAAUUCAUUAUCGUUCAGUUCAUUACGACGGGACAUUUCUUGCCAAUUCAACUUCCCUCUACCGCCUUCCCCCAUCUCCUGAAGUUGAUGCGGCAUGGGAAGGCCUCGGAACCACGUCAAAGCCUCUUCUACUCUCCGAGUCGCAAGCAGCUCGCGCCGGAAUCAGCCUCGACCAUCUCAAAACUCCGUCGGGCGAGUUUCCAGUUUUAUUCGAGUUCAAUCACCACUUACAUUGCCUCAACCUGAUCCGCAAGGCCCUCUUUUACAACUACGAUUACUAUUCGAGCCCUAAUUACCCGGGACAUCAUCUUGGCAAAGAUGAGCAGACUAUUAGCAAGCACGUAACACACUGCGUCGAUAUGCUGCGGCAAGUGAUCCAGUGUAAGCCCGACCUAGGAGUUUUCGGACAGUAUUGGGUCAAGGACAAGGAGCAGGGAGUGGACGGAUCCUUUGUGGACUUCAAUACGGACCACAAAUGUGUCGAUUGGGAACCAAUACGAGAGUGGGUUCACGCACAUCAGACGCUUGACGAUAUAGUAGUGGAGUUGAAAGAGGGUGAUAAGGUCCUAGAUAUUGCACCCUAG